AUGGGCACCUUCCAUUCCUCAGAGAUCCCUUUUGUCUUUAAGCGAUUUGAAGAUCACGGUGUGACGGUGAAGGAACCUAACAUGUACGAAGUAUACAUGGGCCAUCCUCCGCGACAACCCGGUGAUGUUUACCACCAAGUCUCCGAUAAGAUGUCCUGCAUGUGGGCAAGUAUGGCUGCAAGUGGCAAGCCUGUUGGAGGUGAUGUUGUUUGUCCGCCUCAGCCUCAUCUACCCGACUGGGGGACAUAUAUGGCUAACUCCAAGAACUCACUUGGUCAGUACUUGCAUCUUGGUCGUGAUGUACAGAUGGAGCCUUUGGUAAAGGAUAACGCUUACCCUCAUUCGGAGUUCGCCAGCAAAGACGUGUGUGAAUUCUGGAACGCUCAGCAGUUCAGGUUCCAUGAUUUGCGUAGCGAUCUUACAAACACUACUACUGCUGAUGAGAAACGAGUCAUCAUGGUAUAG
Perkinsus marinus ATCC 50983 is the source of this 465-nucleotide messenger RNA. RefSeq lists its product as hypothetical. Lineage: Eukaryota; Perkinsozoa; Perkinsida; Perkinsidae. The record is from RefSeq and is a predicted model, not a curated record. Bases 1 to 465 code for a protein of 154 amino acids. The transcript has a single exon.